Messenger RNA from Prorocentrum cordatum, 432 nucleotides. Lineage: Eukaryota; Dinophyceae; Prorocentrales; Prorocentraceae. The record is from the annotation of a GenBank genome assembly.
GAGGAGGAGGAGGAGGAGGAGGAGGAGGCGGAACUUCCUGCGCGAGACUCCACACGGGUCACCACGGCCGUGAAGUCUCUCCAUGGUCGGUCGCGGGAGCCCCUCGCGGGUGCUCUGGGCAUCCCGUGGCGGAGCGCUGCCCGCGCGGAGCACCGGCGCCCGCGCGCGGCGCUCCGCGCCGCCGGCCCCACAAAUCAUCGGCAGCCCGUGGGCGCCAAAGGGAGGUCCGCCAGCGGCGUGGCGCGCCCUCGCGCCGAAUGCCCGGGCUGGGUGAAGGCGAACGCUUCGGCCGUGCGAAUUCGGCUGGGCGCGCGUGCCCCGGGAGUCAGCGGCAGAAGGCGGGCGCCAGCGCCGCGGCUUUCGGCCCUGGCCUCUCCCGCCUCUCCCUACGCAGCUGCUCCCGGCGGGCGGUGCCAACACAAAGAAAAGUGA